AUGACUAGUGAGCAAUCAUCUAAAUCAGCAACAACCAGUAGUGGAAAUAGAAACAACGUUUCUUCUGCUGCUAGUGAAUCUUUAAAGAAGCCUGGUAUAGCUAACGCAGUACCGAAACCAAAAAAGAAUCCUUUUCUUCUACGUUGGUCACAUUUUUAUAGUACUCGCAUUCCGCUGGGUAUCCGAGAGUUUGUAUUUCUUGGUCCUCUCCUUUUAAUUACAUUUGGUAUAGCAUACUACAUCCCAGUAUUAGUGCCAAUAGAGAAAUUUACACAAGGUCUCACACCUAAUACAACCCCAAUGAUUGAAUAUACAUUGGAGCCCAUGUAUGAUGAACAUGGUGGACUCAAAGGGUAUCGCCGUAUCACUCGUCGACCAGAUGAAGGCCAACAAAGUUCAUGA
Trypanosoma theileri is the source of this 402-nucleotide messenger RNA. RefSeq lists its product as uncharacterized. The coding region runs from base 1 to 402 and encodes 133 amino acids. NCBI's taxonomy places the organism in Eukaryota, Euglenozoa, Kinetoplastea, Trypanosomatida, Trypanosomatidae. The transcript has a single exon. The record is from RefSeq and is a predicted model, not a curated record.